Messenger RNA from Zingiber officinale, 1598 nucleotides. RefSeq names its product serine/threonine-protein phosphatase PP2A catalytic subunit-like. Gene Ontology annotation, molecular function: protein serine/threonine phosphatase activity. The transcript has 12 exons. The coding region runs from base 247 to 1191 and encodes 314 amino acids. Gene Ontology annotation, biological process: peptidyl-serine dephosphorylation; mitotic cell cycle. NCBI's taxonomy places the organism in Eukaryota, Viridiplantae, Streptophyta, Magnoliopsida, Zingiberales, Zingiberaceae. The record is from RefSeq and is a predicted model, not a curated record. Gene Ontology annotation, cellular component: cytosol.
UAUUAUUCCCAUAAUCAUCAGUCCAACAUUGCGCGGAUCAGCAUUCAGGAUAAAUAUCAUUCGGAAGCCGAUUGUACAUGGGACCACGUUCAAUUCCAUUUUUUUACACACAAAACCCGAUCGUUUUCCGCAUAUUGUGCUUGUUGUCGUCGAGGGACAUUUAGUUUCAGAGGAAGAGCGAGGGAGUUGGGCUCGCAGGUGGCGUGUAGAUCUUGCUAGGGUUUGGAUUCAAGGAGGAGAGAAGAAAUGAGCGCAAACGCGGUCCCAGCGCCUAGCUCCCAUGGCAACCUCGACGAGCAGAUCGAGCAGCUUAUGCAGUGCAGACCACUGUCGGAACAGGAGGUUAGAGACUUGUGUCAGAAAGCCAAAGAGGUAUUGAUGGAAGAAAGCAAUGUGCAGCCAGUGAAGAGCCCUGUGACAAUAUGUGGUGACAUUCAUGGGCAAUUUCAUGAUCUGGCAGAACUGUUUCGAAUAGGAGGCAAGUGUCCAGAUACAAAUUACUUAUUUAUGGGUGAUUAUGUGGACCGUGGGUAUUAUUCUGUUGAAACUGUUACGCUUUUGGUGGCCCUCAAGGUUCGAUAUCCUCAAAGAAUUACCAUUCUCAGAGGAAAUCAUGAAAGUCGUCAGAUUACUCAAGUUUAUGGAUUUUAUGAUGAAUGCUUAAGAAAAUAUGGCAGUGCAAAUGUAUGGAAGACCUUCACUGAUUUAUUUGAUUAUUUCCCAUUGACAGCCCUGGUUGAAUCAGAAAUAUUUUGCCUGCAUGGUGGGUUAUCUCCGACUAUUGAAACCCUGGAUGGCAUACGGAGCUUUGAUCGUGUUCAAGAAGUUCCACAUGAGGGAGCUAUGUGUGAUCUUUUAUGGUCCGAUCCUGAUGACAGAUGUGGUUGGGGUAUUUCUCCUCGUGGUGCUGGAUAUACAUUUGGCCAAGAUAUAUCCGAGCAAUUCAAUCAUACUAAUAACCUUAAUCUGAUAGCCAGAGCACAUCAAUUAGUCAUGGAAGGAUACAACUGGGGACAUGACCAAAAGGUGGUUACGAUAUUCAGUGCCCCAAAUUAUUGCUAUCGGUGUGGAAAUAUGGCUGCCAUUCUGGAAGUUGAUGACUGUAAAGGUCAUACAUUCAUUCAGUUUGAGCCAGCCCCCAGGAGAGGAGAGCCUGAUGUGACUCGCAGAACUCCUGAUUACUUUCUCUGAGUCAGCUAAUUAGGAGUUACAUUCUUGAUCUCUCUCACAGCAAUUACUGCUCGCUAAUCUGCCUUGUGGUUGCAGGCAUUUCAGAUCGUAUGACCAAACUCAAUAUUUGUAUUCCAAACUGCCAGAAUUUGGUGGUGUUGAUCGAAUCUAUGUAGAUUCAUAUGUUGAAAGCAGCACGUCCCAGCCAUUAAGUCGAGAGUUCCAUGCAAUUCCUUCCCAUAUCCUUCUCUCUAUUUAUUUUUCAGUUUUUAAAUCCUGUAGAGGGUUCGAUUCAACUUGCGGACUUCUUUAGCAGAUUCAUAGAUUCAUGUAACCCUUCCAGUGCUUGUCCUUGAAUUUCUGUACGUUUACUGCCCUAGCAAUGACUUGUCUUGGUAGAAUAACAAGGCUAGAACCUUGCUUCGUUC